Molecule: messenger RNA, 1814 nt
Organism: Megalobrama amblycephala (Wuchang bream)
Lineage: Eukaryota; Metazoa; Chordata; Actinopteri; Cypriniformes; Xenocyprididae
Exons: 2
Coding region: 224-1732 (502 amino acids)
Source: RefSeq, a predicted model, not a curated record
CAACCCACCUCAGAACAGAUCAGAGCAACAUCAAACACAAUGGAGCGACAUUUCCGUGAAUUACAGAAACUGGUCAUAUAUGGGUAAAAGAAGAAGAAAUGGGAACUUAUCAUGGGACAUGAAACCGUUUGUAAACUCGUACAGGACAUGUUUAGUGAAAUGCAUGUGUUUCAGCCAGUCAUAUCUGAAGAGCUUAAAGGAUUAAGAACGUGAUUUUUGAUGAAUGCUCAUCAAUUCUGUCGAGAUGUUUUCGAGAGGGAAAUGUGAUGUGAAAUAUAACCCACUGAAGAGUGAAUCCGAAGGAAAUGCUUCUAACAAGAGGAUCUGUGCACCUAAGAUCUUUUAUUUUUUUACCAUAUUAUUUUUGGUCACCUUUAUCAUCUUUAUUUAUUUGCAAGAUUACUUUAAAAUAUUUAAUGCCAAAUUUGAAGCACCUAUCAUGCAAAAAAACGAGAGUAAAGACACUGACCUGCCAAAUCCUUCUCCAAGCACACAUUUACCAUCCGUCCAAACACCACACGUCGACCACACAUCCACCAGUCCUCCGGCUCCAAAAGCGUGUGGUGUUCAAGUGAAGGACGGUCCUGUGAUUAAAGUCAGGAACCUUCACACAUAUGUGACUGGCUCUUAUAUGGAUUAUCGCUUUGGAGGGAAACAGAUAAAGACAAUUGCCAUUGUUCUCCGUGAAGAGCAGGUGAAAUACAGCUGUGUGAUGUGCUGUGAUGGGAGGAACGUGACCUCACCAGCGGAAUACACAAUUCAUUACGACCACUUUGGUUUUGAGUACGGCACUGCUACCAUCACGUGUCACAUCAAUAGCCCGUGUUCGAUACCAACGCAUGUUGCAAUAACAGCCAGAGAGAUCUCGGAGAGCAUAACAUCCUUCCUACCUGUUAGAAACAGAGAUGUUCCAGCAGUCUUCCCAUAUCAAUUUACAGUCUGCAUCUCUGUCAUGUAUGACUACAAGAAUGUGUUGAAUUUAGUCGAGUCAAUGGAGAUGUUCAGACUGCUUGGUGCUCAAAGGGUGGCGAUAUAUAAAACCAACUGUGAUUCAGACACACAGAAGGUUCUGGACUACUAUGUGAAAAGAGGUUUUGUGGAGAUCAUCCCAUGGACCAUUAAAAAUCACAUCAAAGUGUCUAGUGGCUGGAGGAAAGAUUUAUCUCCAGGUGAACUGCAUUACUAUGGACAAAUUCCUGCGCUUAAUGACUGUAUUUAUCGUUACAUGUACCAAAGUCACUAUGUGGCUCUACAUGACCUAGAUGAGCUCAUUCUGCCUCUCAAGGUGAAAACCUGGACGGAGCUGUUGCCUGAGCUUGAGAAGAUGUACGGCACUACUGUGGGCUUUGAGUUUGAGAAUAAUGUAUUCUCUUUCACCGCAAAAGCUCAUACGGACUACAAGCAAGACAAAUGGAAAAAUGUACCGGGAUGGGAUAUUUUAAAUUAUAUAGAGCGAAUACCCAAUGACCCCAAAGCUUUCAACAAUUACAAGAUUAUAGUAAGUCCUCGGCUAGCUCUGAAGGCUACUGUACAUGGCCUGCUGGAAACUGUGAAUCCUGGACCCUCCACAGUAAGGGUGAGCAACUCCAUUGCUCGCAUGUACCACUCGAAAUACUUUGAAUACCCCCAAAACACAAACCUUAUAAGAGAUGAUCAUCUGUGGGACUAUGCCAAAGAUCUUAUACCUGCUGUUUCUAAAGUUCUACAGGACUGUGGAUUCACUGAGGCCUAAAUGAUUGUCAUGAUGUACUGUCUGUCACUGGUUUCAAGUCAGUACAAAAAGUAAAUAAAUAAAAUAAGUUUGAAAAACUAAA